This is a messenger RNA of Pterocles gutturalis (yellow-throated sandgrouse), 418 nucleotides long. Its product is annotated as AMME syndrome candidate gene 1 protein. Lineage: Eukaryota; Metazoa; Chordata; Aves; Pterocliformes; Pteroclidae. Gene Ontology annotation, cellular component: nucleus. The transcript has 4 exons. The annotation marks the transcript as partial. The record is from RefSeq and is a predicted model, not a curated record.
UGCCCUUAAAGAUAGUCGUUUCCCCCCAAUGACGAGGGACGAGCUGCCACGGCUUUUCUGCUCAGUGUCUCUACUCACUAACUUUGAAGAUGUAUGUGACUACAUGGACUGGGAGGUGGGUGUACAUGGCAUUAGAAUAGAAUUCAUCAAUGAAAAAGGAUCAAAACGCACCGCCACCUACCUACCGGAGGUUGCAAAGGAGCAAGGAUGGGACCACAUUCAAACCAUAGAUUCCUUAUUGAGGAAAGGAGGCUACAAAGCUCCGAUCACUAAUGAAUUCAGGAAAACAAUAAAGCUAACCAGGUACCGUAGUGAGAAGAUGACGAUGAGCUACACAGAGUACCUUGCCCAUCGUCAGCAUCAUCACUUCCAAAAUGGUAUUGGGCACCCCCUUCCACCGUACAACCAUUAUUCCUGA